CGGGAGCGCGGAGCCCGGCACCGGCCGCCGGCAAAGUUAGUGCGAGAGGGCUCGGAGCAGCAGCAGCAGCAGCAGGAGGAGGAGGAGGAAGAAGAAGAAGAAGCAUUAGCAGCAGCGGCAACAGCCGCCUCCAGCCGCGCUGCUCCCCGUCCCCCCCGUCGGCUCCCGGAGAGGCAACUCAGGGGAUUCCAUCCCGCUCCGUCCCUUUGCCAUUUUUGGAUGCGUUUUAUAGCCAAUUUUUUUUUUUUUUUUCCUGGGGAGAAAGCGAAAAAAAAAAAAAAAGCGAAGACUCAGCAGCCUUCCUCCACUGUCGGACUCUGCCUCCACCACCACGCACCCACCGGGCUGGAUUUUGGGGGUGCCCCCACUGCCGGUGGCACCGGCAGCGACAAUGCCAUCAUGUUUUUGAGACAGGAAACCUCCGAGUUUGCCCUGCAUGAAGAACUUCCUGUGUUUAAAGUUGUACGAAUAUCCGCUGACAAGCUCAGUUCAAAUGAAAACACGAGAGUCGGGGGGAGAGGCUAAUUCGGACCAGCUGGACUCGCUGGGCGCUCGGAGCUGGGCAGAAAACGCGCGGAGCCGCUCGCCCCUGCCAGCCGGGAGCGGCCGGGACAAGCAGUGCCUUUGUUAGUAAAGAAGGAACGGACGGGAUCAUUGCAGAGCUUCAAACUCUUCCGCCGUUUCUGUCGCGAACCGCUUGGAGUGUUUUCCCGAAGCUGUUGGAUUUUGGAUGAUCCACUGAUGGAGGGGUUUUUUUAGGGGGAUGGGGAAGGGAUGAGAUGGGUUGUUUCGCUGCUCAGGACCGCCGGUCGGGGUGCUGCCGGUUUCCCCUCCCGUCCCCGUAGUGUCACUUUGGGAUUAAAGGCUGCCCCGGCGGGUUUGGGACCUGCUGGUUGUGUGAUGCUUCCUGCCGUGGCGGGCCAAAAGUUGCCAGGGUGGUUCUGUCAUCCUUAAGGACGAGAGUAUGGGCAAACCACUGAGCCGGCCAGACUGUUUACGGCAGAACCGCACGUGCCUGGGGAAGGGCGAGGAUGAGGAUGGUUAUAUAGAGGAUUGCUACGUGCCCCAGAGAUCCAUCUACGACACGAUGAGAAUCAACGAGCAGAUCGAUCAGGGAUCGAAGCUCAACCAGCUCUCCAAGAGCACCCUGGGCAAGGGGGAUGGCAGCACCAUAUCCAGCAACGGGACUCUGGGAGCUGCCAACGUCUUCGAGUCCAGGCCGCCAGAACCCAAAAAGUUGGACGAGCGAGUCAUCUUCGACCAGCUCAAACUCAGCAGCGACGUCUCCAAACCGGCACCGGCCCCGCCAAAGAGGCGCCCGAACCCUGAGAAGAAGGAGAACGUCAACAGGCGCUCCUGGAAGUCCUUCAUGCCGCCCAACUUCACGGAAUUUGCCGAAAGGAUGGGCGCUUCGCUGAGCGAGGUGUCGGAGGCGGGCGCUUCCAACCCUUCCCUGCGGGAUAAGCGGGAUUCCAGCGCCAUGCUGGCCGAGCAGCCGGGCCAGCCCGAGCACGGCGAGCCCAUGUCGGAGUCUCUCACCUUGGAGCACGUCUCCAAGGCGUCUGGCGCGGCGGAGGCUCUGGUGGCCAAGCAGUUUGGCGUGGAUGGUUAUGAUGGCCCCCGGGAUGAGCGCCAGGCCCUGCUGAGCGCCGGUGACAACCGCGCCAGGGCGCGCCGGCUGCCCAGUGCCACCUGGCCACGAGCCAGGAAGAAUUUCAUCAGGGGGAACUUCAAUGAUGGGCACCAGGAGACCCUGGAGGCCUCCGAGUCGGACUCUACGGUGGAGAACGUGAACCUCUCUCCGUGCCUUAGUGAGGAGCUGCUGGAUACGGGGCUGGAUAUUCUCAUCACCUCCAAUCUCAGGGAGAAAACGGAGUCUGAGCUGAGAUUUGAGGAGGACGAGCGCUGGGUGAUGAUGGAGGAGUGGGAGGAGGCGACGCUGUCAGAGAGAGGAAAGGCUGUUCUGGUGGCAGAGGAGAAGAGGAGCUGUUGCUUGGCAGAUAUUUCUGAAGAAAGGGAACAAUCCACUGCUCCAGAGGACGGCUCUGCCCCCAGCCCGGGGACCUCCCGGUCCUGCACGUCCCCAGGGGGUGGUGGCAGCGUGUGCUGCACGGAGGAUGCAGCGGUGCAGUGUGGGGUUGAGGACUUUGCUCCAGUUUUGGAGCGCUCAGCCAGCCCCACGGGCCCUGAGCUGUCCGACACAGACUCGGUGCAGAUGUUCCUAGAGCUGGAAGAGCAGUGCCUGAACGAGGAUGGGGGUGAUGGAGCUGUCCCCAGCUGCCUGGAGGUGCAGAUGUCCCCAAUGGACUCAGAGGGGCUGGACACAGAUUCGGCCAAACUGGCGGGGCUGGUGGUUGAGGGGGGUCAGCACAGGGCCCCCUUGGAUAUCAGCGCCUCGGACUCGGCUGUUGUGUCAGAUCUGGAGGACUUUGAUGUCACCUGCAGCUCCCAGGUGCUGAGCACGCUGGAGCCCUUGACAGAGCCCUUCUCAGAAAGGGACACCUUGGCUGUCACCCCCAUGGACUCGGACGGAGGGGCCUCCCCCAGCCCCGUGGCCAUGGUGGGGCUGGGGUCCCUCCUGGAGUGUUCCCCAGCAGCUGAUCCUGACCCACUCGUGGACCCAGAGUUUGUGGCUGGUGGGAUUCCCUGUCCUGGCACAGGGGCACAUCCAGCUGCUGGACUGGGGGGAGAUGGGUACCCCAGCGCUCCCCUGGGGUGGGGUGAAGAUAACCAGGACUUGCUUCCCGAGGGGACCUGUCCUGGCCCAGUGUCCCCCUGCCAGCCCCCAGCGCCGGACACAGCGAUGGAGGAGCUGGGGUCCCCCCCACGGCACAACCAGGCUGGCACUGAGGGCUUGGAUCCACUCAGGACCCGUCCCCUUCUGCCUGGAAGGACUGAGAUCACCAACUGGGAUGUCCCAGAACUGGUUUCUGAGGAUGAAGCCGCAGAUUUGGGAUCAGGGAGAGGAACUGAGGGCUGGACUCAUCCAGCAGAGAGUGGGGAUGUUUGCUGUGCUUCUCUGCUGCCUUUCCACGCUGGCUCUGCAUCAGAGCCAGGCUCCGAGGCUCCAGCAACAUUCCCGGUGCCUGUUGAGGACCUCCCGUGGGAAAUGGUUUCCCUGGGUCAUGGCUUGUCUCUGCAAGGGGCUGCCCACUCAGAGGUGGCUGUCACACACGAGGGGACACCAGCAGCCGUCCUGCAGCCAGGAGAUGUGGAGUUGUUGUUUUCCCCAAGCUGGGAGCUGCCGUGUCCUGCCAGCCCAGCCGCCCCUGAAGAGUUUCCUGGCACGUUCUCCAUUGCAGGGCCUGCCAUCCCAUGGGAUUUUGGGGAGCUUUCUGCUCCAACCCACCCACUUCCACCUGGAGAUGGGGCUGUCCUGGAGCCCCAGGCUCAGGGGAUGCCACCAACCACCACGGAUGCUGAGGAACCUCCAGGAGCCACCACAGCCAUGCCCUUGAUGGUGGAGGAGCUUCUGGAAGCCCCACCACCCUUUGCUGACGUGCCUGUCACCUCUGUGCCACCACCAGCAGCCUCGGGGGCCGGGCAGCUCGGUGGUGACCCCGUGCCAUUGGUGGUGGCCUUGGGGGAUGCAGAUGACUUUGCCAUCCUGGAGCACCUGCCCUCUGCAGCGGUGGCUUUGGAGGAUGAGCCCGUUGGGAGCGCUCCUGCAAGAGGGCUGGCAGCUUGGGAGGGUCCCCCUGGUGCCUUCUCAGCCCUGGCAGAGGGUGCCAGCCCCCCUGAGCUGCUGCUGGGGACAGCCAGGGCACAAACCCUGCCCAGGGCUGUGCUGAGGGGCUCCCUCCGUCCCCGCAGCUGUGGGGGUGCCCUUUCCUCGUGUCCCAGCCAGGGACAGGGGACAUCAGGCACAGAGGGACCCCUCCUGGCAGAAGGGCCCCCUGCUCUCCCAGAUGGAUUCGUUCCAGAUAACGAGGUAUUUGUUGCUCAGGCUCCCGCAGCCGGGGCUCUGGGCGCAGAAAUCGCUUUAUUUUGCACUCCAGGGGUGGGAGGGACGUGGGAGCCCACUCAGUAACACAGAUCUGGGCUUCCAAACAGCCUUCUCCCUCCUGAGAUCAGCUUGAAUUUGGCAGACAAAAAGCUAUUUUUUUUUUGGGGGGGGAAGGGAAUUGUGUGGUUGUGUAAGUGAGGGAGGCAAAAAGAUUCUCGCUGCUCGAUGACCUGAAAUGUUGACUGACACUUUUUGGCUCAUUAAAGUACUUUAUGGUCACUCAGAUGGAAAUCACGGACUUCAGAAAAAGCUUCUCACUGGUUCCUGGCAGGGAGUUCCCAUCUUUGAAGCAGAAAAUAUAUCAGGAAAGAGAAACCUGUGAAAUGAAUUAAGUGCAAGCAAUUCCUGUCCCGUGCAGUCAUCGCUGUCUGCAGUUUAUUUUUUUUUUUUCUGUGAGCUCUGAGGUACUGAGGCUCAGAAGGAGCUCAGGAAGGGGCUCAGCUUCUCUCUGCUGUUUGGGGAUUUGUGUUGCUCGUGGCUCUUGCCUGGAGAGACCUCGGUGCUGGAGUUCCCACAGCCCAGCGCUGAUUUCCUGCCAUCUGGAUUAGGAGCAAUAUCACUAAGGAGACAUCAGAAGUUAGUCAGCACCAAAAAUCCCGAUUUGGUGGCAAUUACUCAUCCUUUGGGCUGCACCACCCCUUGGAGAUACACACGUGGAGGGGCUUGGAGAGGUGGUUUCACAUGGGGGGUCCAUGUGAGCACAGGCUGGGACACCCAGAGGGGACCUGGGUGAGGGAAAAACCACUGGGUUCUGGCCAUAAUUAUCUUGCUGAUUGAAAAUUCAGUGUGGGGACCCUUAUUUUAGGUUCAGCACCUCUGAUUGUUAACCCCACUUGCUCCAAGCAUUGCUGGAGCUGGAAUUCCACAUCCAGCAGAGGUGGGGUUGAGGGAGAUGAGGGAAGCAGAAAGGAGGGGAUGCUUUGAGGAGGAGGAGGAGGAGGUGUGGUGGAGCAGAUCUCCUUCUGCUCUCCCAAAAUGUCUGUCCAGCUCUUCCCCAGGGCAGGACACCUCGCUCCCCAGCAAAGGGGACUCGUUAAAUAUUUGUUUCCAAGCUGAGUCACGGUGAGGUUAAUGAACUAAAUCGCUGGAAUCUUUUAUGAGCAAAGCAAAACAAGUGUGCUGGACACGCUCAGCCUCGGGCUGUUGCUGGGAUUAUUUUUGUCAGGCUCCUCAGGCAGCAUCAGGCUCUCAGGCUGGCUCAUACCUGUGUUGCAGGAACCCCUGGUUGGACCUGGCUUUUCCACAGGGCUCCCUCCCUGCCUGGCUCCUUUGGAGUUUGUUUUGCACUGCAUGGAGAGCUCAGACCAGCCUGGCAUGCCAGGCUUAUCAGCCUGAUCCUUUUGUGGGUUUGGCUGCUCUGCCCAGCAGCUCCAUAUAUAAACAGUAACAGGAGAACAGCCCAGGAAUCAGUGAUUCCAAGUCCCCAUUUAUUUCUUAUAACCGUGGCAGAAUUCUCCAUGAGCAAACAGCUCUGGACAGUGUCUGCCAGCUCACCCUGCUCAUGUCCUGGAGGGACCUCCCUACCCUGCAGUGAUGAGCCCUGGUUGGAAAAAGUAGUUUUUUUUCUUUUGGAAAAUCAAAGCAGUGCUUCUUGUUCAAGCUGUGCUUUGGGGGAUUUGGGGUUUUAGGGGGUUUUGGUGUUUUUAGGGAGUUUUGCUUUGUGCUCCUCUGGAGCAAAGAGAGCUGUGUCCUCCACGAACUGCUGGGGGAGAUCUUGCUUCCAAGUGGGAAUUUUUAGGGGGAGAUCUUGCUUCCAAAUGGGAAUUUUUCAGGGGGAGAUCUUGCAUCCAAGUGGGAAUUUUUCAUGGGGAGAUCUUGCAUCCAAGUGGGAAUUUUUCAUGGGGAGAUCUUGCUUCCAAGUGGGAAUUUUUCAGGGGGAGAUCUUGCAUCCAAGUGGGAAUUUUUUCAGGGGGAGAUCUUGCAUCCAAAUGGGAAUUUUUCAUGGGGAGAUCUUGCAUCCAAGUGGGAGUUUUUCAGUGCAGGCAGUGCCUGUGCAUUCUUGGGCACGGGGAGCAGGUGGCUGGCUGCCAUCCCCUCUGCUUCCCAACGGGAAAAUGUGACGGGGCCAAAGGCUCAGCUCCCAGCUGUGGGGUGACCCCUGCUCUGCAUGGGCUCUGCCAGGGGAGCAGAGCCAGGAAUCUACUCCCUAUUUUUGGGAUUUGGGGUGUUUGCUGUAGGGGACAGGGCAGGCUUGUCCCUGGGGACUGGAGAGGGAUGGUGC
This is a messenger RNA of Catharus ustulatus (Swainson's thrush), 6227 nucleotides long. RefSeq names its product KIAA0754 ortholog. The record is from RefSeq and is a predicted model, not a curated record. Lineage: Eukaryota; Metazoa; Chordata; Aves; Passeriformes; Turdidae. Bases 965 to 4030 code for a protein of 1021 amino acids. The transcript has a single exon.